Molecule: messenger RNA, 1037 nt
Organism: Panicum virgatum (switchgrass)
Lineage: Eukaryota; Viridiplantae; Streptophyta; Magnoliopsida; Poales; Poaceae
Product: protein DMP2-like
Exons: 1
Coding region: 113-769 (218 amino acids)
Biological process (GO): endomembrane system organization
Source: RefSeq, a predicted model, not a curated record
ACCAAGCAAAGCAGCCCUGCUGGCCUAUAAAUCACCGGCGCCAUUCGACCCGGUCGCCACGGAACACCGAUCGCCGGAAGCUAACAAAUCGGCACAGACUAGCAGCAACUGCAUGCUACGCAGCCAGCAGCAGCUACUAGCUAGCAGCAGCACCGGCACCGAGGAGGACGGACCGAGACCGACGAUGGCGUCGCCGCCGGCGCGGGGCGUGAGCGUGAGCGUGGCGGACCGCGCGCUGCGCGGCGUGGCGGACCUGAUCAAGCUGCUCCCGAGCGGCACGGUGUUCCUGUUCCAGUUCCUGACCCCGCUGGUCACCAACAACGGGCACUGCGCGGCGGCCAACAAGGCGCUGAGCGGGCUCCUCGUGGCGCUCUGCGGCGGGUUCUGCGCCUUCUCCUCCUUCACCGACAGCUACGUGGGCGCGGACGGGCGCGUGUACUACGGCGUGGUGACCCGGCGCGGCCUGCGCACCUUCUCCCCGGACCCGGACGCGGCCGCCCGGGACCUGUCGGCGUACCGGCUCCGCGCGGGGGACUUCGUCCACGCCGCGCUGUCGCUGCUGGUGUUCGCCACCAUCGCGCUGCUGGACGCCGACACCGUGGCGUGCCUGUACCCGGCGCUCGAGGCCAACGAGCGCACCAUGAUGGCCGUGCUCCCGCCCGUCGUCGGCGCCGCCGCCGGGUACGUGUUCAUGGUGUUCCCGAACAACCGCCACGGCAUCGGCUACCAGCCCACGCGCGCCACCGAGGACUUCGAGCGCAAGUACUAGGCUACUAGCCCCAGCCGAGCCGACUAACUAUUGGUUGCUUCGAUCGCUGCGUGCGAUGUUGUGUAUACUUGUGGGCAUGCUUCGUGUGUCAUGUGUGCUGUGUCAGCGUGUGAUCGACUGUCUGGGGUCUAAAAGUCGGGACUCGAGGAGUCCGGGUGCUGUGUCGUCUCCCUGAUCUUUGAUUUUUUUUAUCAGGUUUGUUUGUAUACUGGUUGACUGGUUUUCGCGGCAAGCUCCUCGUGUCAGUACAGUCACUGCAUUAUUCUUA